GUUGGUUACCCGCCCUACUUUCACUGCAUCUCGUGUCCAUUGGGCCACGAGGUGAACGGAACCAGCUGCCGGGAUAUGAAUGAGUGCCUGCUCUACGAUCCUUGUGACGAGCUUACGACCUGCACCAAUCAUAGUCCUGGCUUCCAGUGCAGCCCGUGUCCCGUUGGCUUCGAUGGCACCCACGCCCAUGGCUACUUCGCCGACUACUACUCCGUGGAUUAUCGCAGGCAAACGUGCCUGGACGUCGAUGAGUGCCGAACUGGAUUCUUCCGAUGCCCAGAGCAUUCCACCUGCAUUAACGAGAUUGGUUCCUACAGAUGCCAGUGCCACGAAGGAUAUGUGACGAACGGCACCUACAGCUGCCUGGACAGAUCCUCGGUGUCCAUGUGUCCAGAUGGUAGCGUGUGUGACCGCAAUGCCGUGUGCCUGCGGAUGGAUAACCUGCGCCACAAGUGCCACUGCAAUGUGGGAUGGGCGGGCAACGGAUUGAAGUGCGGCAGGGACACCGACGUGGAUGGCUGGCCGGAUCAGGCAAUCGGUUGUCCAGAGCUGCACUGCCAGCGGGACAACUGUCCGAGGCUGCCCAACUCGGGCCAGGAGGACGCCGAUCUGGAUGGAUAUGGCGAUGGCUGCGACGACGAUGCUGACGGCGACAAUGUCCAGAACAGCCAGGACAACUGCUGGCUCGCCUACAACACCGAGCAGCUGGACUCGGAUGGGGACAGAGUGGGCGAUGUGUGUGACAACUGCGUGCUCAAGUACAAUCCCAGGCAGCUGGAUACGGAUGAGGAUGGUCUGGGGGACGAGUGCGAUGGGGAUAUCGACAACGACUCCAUACCGAAUGAGUUGGACAACUGCCCGUUGCACCCGAAUCCAAGCCAGUCCGACGUGGACAACGAUGGUGUGGGCGAUGGCUGCGACAACUGUCCGAAUCUCCCGAAUCCCGACCAGAAGGAUCGCGACAUGGACUUUGUGGGCGAUGCCUGUCACAGGGACAUCGACGGCGAUGACGAUGGAGUACCAAACUCGCUGGACAACUGCCCAAUGGUCAGCAACUCGGACCAGCUUGAUACUGACGGUGAUGGAACGGGCGACGAGUGCGAUGAUGACAUGGACGGCGACGGCGUACCCAACUACAAGGACAACUGUCCGCUGGCCAAGAACCCCAAGCAGGAGGACUUCAAUCGCAAUGGCAAGGGUGACGCUUGCGAGGAUGACGAAGACGUUGAUGGGGUGCCAAAUGCCAUGGACAACUGUCCGAACAACUCGAUGAUUCAUCACACGGACUUUCGCACUCUUCAAACCAUCCCACUGGAUCCCAAAGGCCUAUCCCAAGCGGAUCCCAACUGGGUGGUGCACGCAAAUGGCACCGAGAUUGUCCAGACCCUCAACUCGGAUCCGGGUCUGGCGGUGGGCAAAGACGCCUUCGGAGGCGUUGACUUCGACGGCACCUUCUACAUCAACGAUGACACGGACGACGACUACGCCGGCUUUGUGUUCAGCUACCAGAGCAGCUACAAGUACUACGUGGUUCAGUGGAAGAAGGGCACCCAAACCUACUGGGAGCCACGACCAUUCACCGCCUCCGCCGCGCCGGGCAUCCAGAUCAAGCUGGUCAACAGCACCGAGGGUCCGGGGCCAAUGAUGAGGAACAGCCUGUGGCACGAGGGAAACACCGACGGAGAGGCCAGGCUGCUGUGGAAGGAUCCGAAGAACAUUGCCUGGAAGGAAAGGACCUCCUACCGCUGGUCCCUGGUGCAUCGACCGGCCAUCGGCCUCAUCCGCCUGCAAAUGCACGAGGGCAAUCGCCUGAUCUUCGACUCGGGCAAUGUGUUCGACUCCACGCUGAAGGGCGGUCGGCUGGGCGUGUUCUGCUUUUCGCAGAGGAUGAUUAUAUGGUCCAACCUGCAGUACAAGUGCAAUAAUCGUGUGAAGCCGCUGAUCUACAAUGACCUGUCCGACUAUCUCAAGACCAAGGUGGAGUUGCAGGACUGAAGGGAACCCCACUCCUUAGAGCCAUGAAGCCCUUUCUGCCAUCAAUUUUAACCAAAUUACUUAUUAAUGCUACUACUUAGUUAAU
Messenger RNA from Drosophila teissieri, 2080 nucleotides. RefSeq names its product cartilage oligomeric matrix protein (gene Tsp). Gene Ontology annotation, cellular component: extracellular region. The record is from RefSeq and is a predicted model, not a curated record. Gene Ontology annotation, molecular function: calcium ion binding. The transcript is spliced from 4 exons. Gene Ontology annotation, biological process: cell adhesion. Lineage: Eukaryota; Metazoa; Arthropoda; Insecta; Diptera; Drosophilidae. The coding region runs from base 76 to 1995 and encodes 639 amino acids.